AUGUUCCCACAGUCCGCGUGGGGCAAACAGGUUGACAGCACACGCUUCGGAGGAUCUAGCCUGUGGCUUGUGGAAAGGGAGCCUGAAUAUCUCAGGCAGCGCGAUCGGCAUCAAACGGCACUGGCUAUUCUGUCCGUAAGCUGCAGCAAUGACAUAGGACAUAAGAUUCCUCUCUUGCCCAGUCGGCCCGAGAUAACGAAUACCGAAUCUUUCUAUAUACUCUAUCCGCCUCUCAUCUCCUCUCUCCUCUUCAUCGCCACCAUUUACGGCCGGACUAGGAAAUGCUUCAUCGGCGUGCCAUCAACAUCAGCUUGCAGCGGAUGCUGUCCCAAUCCGCUGCCGCACCUUCUCAUGGAGCAGCUAGCCAGGCUUGGCUGUGCCCUCAACGGUACAGAGGGAGGAUCAGAUACGGCCUUUGCUCUACCAGCUACAGCACUCAUUCCUCUUCCUCCCCCUCGACUUCUUCAACACCCCCAUUCGACACAUCAAAGGCUCGCUCGCAGCAAUCGGGCGGGCAAUUAGGUAUCUGGGUCCGGAGGAUAUCCCUCAUGUCCGCCUCGGCUGCUGCUGGCGCCUUUGCAUACUCAAAACUGGACCCCGCAAGUAUGGGUGGGUUCCAAGGCAUGCCUGUUGGCAAGAUCCAGCCGACGAUCUUGGGCACAGAGGAGCCGGACGAACCCUAUCCCUCGAAUGGACAGCCGACCAAGGAGAAAGUCGAGGAGAUCAAGCAGUCUGUUUCGUUAGAGAAGCAGAUGCAGAGGCUGGAACUUGUGCAUCAAUACAAGGAAUUGGUCAAGAAGGGCGAUUGGAAAGAGGCUGAUGCUUACUGGUAUCUGACUAAAGUGACAGAGCCCCAUCACCUGACAGCGGGAGCGCUCCGGGGCGAAAACAUGUUGAGCGUGAACCCACUCAAGUUUGAGAGGAAGGACAAGAAGGCGAUCGUGCUGUUCAUGCACCUGGGACGAAGUCUUUGCGGUCAUGAUCGGAUCAUUCAUGGUGGACUCCUGGCCACUUUGUUAGAUGAAGCGACUGGUAUGGUAGCCUUACCUAAUCUGCCGUUCCAUAUCGGCUUCACCGCGAACUUGAACAUCAACUAUCGCAAGCCCGUCAAGGCCGACCAGUUUGUGAUGGUGAAGGCAGAAUUCGAAAAGUCCGAAGGUCGGAAAGGAUACACCGUGGCCAGUAUUUACGAUCUACAUGGCAACAUCUUGGUCGAGUGCACGGCGCUUUUCGUCUCUCCCAAAAACCCUGUGAUGAUGGUCGCCAGCUAUGUGAAGAACUCGCUUGGUUUUUAGAGAGAGAAAGUCGAGAUUCUUGUAGCUUGAUUAUAUUAGACGUAAUACUUAGAACUACACAGACAAAUAGAAAUUAGAUCCCCCCCCCCUCCUCCCCCAAAAAAAGCGGCCUUUGGCUGACAUGAUAGAC
Molecule: messenger RNA, 1425 nt
Organism: Gamsiella multidivaricata
Lineage: Eukaryota; Fungi; Mortierellomycota; Mortierellomycetes; Mortierellales; Mortierellaceae
Product: HotDog domain-containing protein
Exons: 4
Coding region: 282-1295 (337 amino acids)
Source: RefSeq, a predicted model, not a curated record